GCCGGCGACGGCUGAUGACGCAAGAGCCCGCGCUCACUUUGCAGCGAUAGGCGAAGGGGGAUGAGGAAAGGAGGUGGGUCCAGGUGGGGGAAGUUGGUGUGGCACCAGACGGAGACAGCUCAGGCAGCCAGAAUCAGGCUCUCUUUUAGAAGAGGGUAAUAUUCCUCCAAAAACUGAGGAUACUUACCUUCCACAUAUAUUGAGUCCAGCUGUGUUUGGUGGCCCAGGUAAUAAUUUCAAGAUGCCAGGACGUUCCAGUUCAAAUUCAGGUUCAACUGGUUUCAUCUCCUUCAGUGGUGUAGAGUCUGCUCUCUCCUCCUUGAAAAACUUCCAAGCCUGUAUCAACUCUGGUAUGGACACAGCUUCUAGUGUUGCUUUGGAUCUUGUGGAAACUCAGACUGAAGUGAGUAGUGAAUAUAGUAUGGACAAGGCGAUGGUUGAAUUUGCUGCAAUGGAUCGGCAACUAAACCAUUAUGUAAAGGCUGUUCAAUCUAUGAUAAAUCAUGUAAAAGAAGAACGCCCAGAAAAAAUACCAGAUUUAAAAUUAUUGGUGGAGAAGAAAUUUUUGGCCUUACAGAACAAGAAUUCUGAUGCAGACUUUCAAAAUAAUGAAAAAUUUGUACAGUUUAAACAACAGCUGAAAGAACUAAAGAAGCAAUAUGGUCUUCAAGCUGACAGAGAGGCUGACGGAACAGGAGUGGAUGAAGAUAUGAUUGUGACCCAAAGUCAGACCAACUUCAUCUGCCCCAUUACACAGUUGGAAAUGAAGAAGCCAGUGAAAAAUAAAGUGUGUGGUCACACCUACGAAGAGGAAGCCAUUGUUCGCAUGAUUGAGUCCAAGCACAGGCGGAAGAAAAAGGCAUGUUGCCCUAAAAUUGGCUGUAGCCACACGGAUAUGAGAAUGUCGGAUCUCGUCCAGGAUGAAGCACUUAGAAGGGCGAUUGAAAACCACAACAAGAAAAGACAUCGUCAUUCCGAGUAGGAAAAGCCACCUGCCCGCAGGGCAUCCGCAGCCUACCUCCGACCCCAGCCGUUUGUAGAGAGCAGUGCUGAACCCAGCAGUUAGGGACUGGCUGCAGAGCAUACUUGUUUGGGGUAAAACUGGAUGCUUUUAUGUGUGCUUGAAAACAUUUUUCUAAGUUACACAACAGAAAUGCAAGCAUAUUGUUUAUUUUUAAGUGUUCUAUAAUGUUGAAUAAAACUUUGAUCAUCUGCAGUGUC
Molecule: messenger RNA, 1221 nt
Organism: Cebus imitator (Panamanian white-faced capuchin)
Lineage: Eukaryota; Metazoa; Chordata; Mammalia; Primates; Cebidae
Gene: NSMCE2
Product: NSE2 (MMS21) homolog, SMC5-SMC6 complex SUMO ligase
Exons: 8
Coding region: 242-982 (246 amino acids)
Biological process (GO): double-strand break repair via homologous recombination; protein sumoylation; protein ubiquitination
Cellular component (GO): nucleus; Smc5-Smc6 complex
Molecular function (GO): zinc ion binding; ubiquitin-protein transferase activity; SUMO ligase activity
Source: RefSeq, a predicted model, not a curated record